Neurospora tetraspora is the source of this 718-nucleotide messenger RNA. RefSeq lists its product as uncharacterized. The coding region runs from base 131 to 700 and encodes 189 amino acids. The transcript has 2 exons. The record is from RefSeq and is a predicted model, not a curated record. NCBI's taxonomy places the organism in Eukaryota, Fungi, Ascomycota, Sordariomycetes, Sordariales, Sordariaceae.
AUCGCAUCUUUUUCUUUCUCAUCAUCAUACGUUAGAUUCCACCGAGUUGUUUUCGAUACUCCGUUGAUCCUCAAAGGAGACUGAACAUUCAACAUUUCCUCCUUCCUACCCAAUACCAAACUCUGAAACCAUGAUAUCCACAAGCGACCUUCACCUUCUCGGGUGCCACUUUGAACAAUACCCCGACUACGAAGAGCAAAACCUUAAGGCAAAGACGGCAGAGACUCCCAAUAACCACCAAGAAACCGAAUCCCAAACAAACCUGGGAGUCUUUCACUUCCCUAUCAUCAGCUUCGGUUUCGUAUUUGUGCUCCUGGGCAUAACAUGCACACUAGCCUCCAUCGGGGUCUUUCACUUUCUCACCCACACCCAUCAUACACUAAACCAGGACAUGGACAUUUCCACUUGGUCCGCUCGCCUCUUGCCAAUGUCAUUGUCCCCCCAAAACAAAUCGGUUACUGAUUCCUUGAUGGGGUUUGCCUUCAUCGAAGCCAUUGCAAGGAAAGACUUCUCCAGCAAAUGGAGGAACGCACUGGAGUUUGAGCUCAAGUUGGAGGUGGAGGCGAUGCCGUUUGAGAGUGCUGUGCUGGGGUUGGAGGAUUGGGUUUAUAAGAGAAAACCUCCGCGCACUCUAAGGUUAGCCUACACGCACUCUAAGACCCACAAAGUCCCAAGGGUUAGGGUCCCUGGCACCCUAUAAUAGGCUAUGACACCCAAC